Molecule: messenger RNA, 1080 nt
Organism: Dictyostelium purpureum
Lineage: Eukaryota; Evosea; Eumycetozoa; Dictyosteliales; Dictyosteliaceae
Exons: 4
Coding region: 1-1080 (359 amino acids)
Molecular function (GO): protein binding
Source: RefSeq, a predicted model, not a curated record
AUGAAUAAAGUCAAUAUUUUAUCAGAUAAUAUAAUUAUUAAAAUUUUUUUAAAUUAUUUUUUUGACUCCAAUUGCAUAACAUCAUGGGAUACUAAUAAUAAAGAACGUUUAAAACUUCAAUUAGUUUGUAAAAACUGGUGUAAUUUAUUAAGAAACUUUUGCAAAUCUUUAUCAUUAUCAAAGAGAAACAUUAUCCCAUUAUACUAUAAAAUUGAAAACUUUCAAAAUAUAAACCAUUUAGAAAUAUUGGAUGUAGAAUCCCCCGAAAUUGUCACAAAGAUUAUAUGUAAUAUUAUUGUUAACCCAAACAUGAAGCAACUAUCAUCAAUAGAUUUAUCUCUAUCAAACCUAUCAAACAUUCACAUUAGAUAUAUUUUAAAUGCAUUGAAAUUUAAUCAAACUAUAAAUGAUAUUAAUUUAGAGGGUAACCCAUUAGGUGAUCAAUCUAUAUAUGAUUUAUAUUGCCUAUUAAUAAAUAAUAAUAAUAUAAAAUAUUUGGAUUUGCAAAAUUGUGAUUCUAAAAAUGGUUUAGUAGUAAUUGGUAAUUUACUUGCAAAUAAAAAUUCAAUUUUAGGCUUAAAUUGGUCUAAUAACGACUCUAAUAAUUGUAUAGAUUUUUUAUGUGAAGGUUUAAAAAAUAAUAAUACCUUGACAUCACUUUCACUAAGUGGUUGCAACAUCGAUGAAUUGGGUGCUAUAAGUUUAGGUGAAGCUUUAAAAACAAAUAAAUCAUUAAGAUAUUUAAAUUUAUCAAAUAAUCAAUUUGGUGACAUUGGUUCCUUACACUUGGCUUUAAUUUUAAAAAAUCAUCCAACUUUGCAAUCUUUGGACUUAUCUUGUAAUAGUGUCUCAAUAGAAAAUGUAGAAAAAAUUAAAAUUAUAUUUGCAAACACCGGAAUCCAUUUAAAAAUUUAUCAAAACAAUUUUAAUAAUAAUUUUUUAAUAAUGUCAAAUAAUAAUAACAAUAGCAACCACACAAAUGGAGAAGAUGAAUAUUUUUUUGAUGAAAAUGAUAAUAUGGAAGUAAACUCUGGCAAAAUGUAUGAUUAUCUAUCAUCCCAUCAAAUGAUCAUAUCAUAA